Molecule: messenger RNA, 1671 nt
Organism: Brassica napus (rape)
Lineage: Eukaryota; Viridiplantae; Streptophyta; Magnoliopsida; Brassicales; Brassicaceae
Product: CMP-sialic acid transporter 3
Exons: 15
Coding region: 245-1438 (397 amino acids)
Biological process (GO): pyrimidine nucleotide-sugar transmembrane transport
Cellular component (GO): Golgi membrane
Molecular function (GO): pyrimidine nucleotide-sugar transmembrane transporter activity
Source: RefSeq, a predicted model, not a curated record
UUUCCCCUUGCAGAUUCAAAACUAUACGUACUAUUAUUUAAUUAAACAAAUAAAUGUUGCUGUUGUUGUGUAAUCAAAGCAAUAAGAGAGAGUACUCGCGAGUUGCGACUGUUUCAAUCAAUCAUUCUAUCUUCAUCUCUCUGCAUAGUGAUCGUGACUUGAGAAGGAUGAUGCUUCGAUAAAACUGAUCGUUUAUGUCAAGUGAGGUUGGCUCAGAGUCUAUAAGUUGGUUCAGAGAAAAAAGAUGAAUGGGAAGGUUGUGUGCAGUGUAUGUCGUAGCAAAACUAUUUCGAGGGCUUAUGAUGAUCAUAAGACUAGGGUGACCUCGAAGCAACGCGUCCUCAAUGUCCUUUUGGUUGUUGGUGAUUGCAUGCUUGUUGGUCUACAGCCUGUGUUGGUGUACAUGUCUAAGGUGGAUGGCAAGUUCAACUUCAGUCCUAUUAGUGUCAACUUCUUGACGGAAAUUGCUAAAGUUGUUUUUGCCAUUGUGAUGCUUUUAAUCCAGGCCAAGCACCAAAAAGUUGGGGAGAAGCCACUUCUAUCUGUUUCAACAUUUGUCCAGGCAGCUCGAAACAAUGUGCUUCUUGCUGUUCCAGCCCUGUUGUAUGCAAUCAAUAACUAUCUCAAGUUCACAAUGCAGCUAUAUUUCAACCCUGCUACUGUGAAGAUGCUUAGCAAUUUAAAGGUUUUGGUCAUUGCUGUUCUACUGAAGAUGGUAAUGAAGCGGCGGUUUUCCAUCAUUCAGUGGGAGGCACUUGCUCUGUUGCUGAUAGGGAUUAGUGUAAAUCAACUGCGCUCUCUUCCUGAAGGUGCUACCGCCAUUGGCAUUCCUCUUGCUACGGGUGCAUACAUCUGUACCAUUAUCUUUGUUACUGUCCCAUCAAUGGCAUCUGUCUUCAACGAGUAUGCUCUGAAGAGUCAGUAUGACACAAGCAUUUAUCUACAGAACUUGUUUCUUUAUGGCUAUGGUGCGAUAUUCAACUUUCUUGGCAUACUAGCAACUGUUAUAUAUAAAGGUCCUGAAAGCUUUGACAUCCUACAAGGACAUUCAAGGGCAACCGUGUUUCUAAUAAUGAACAACGCAGCACAAGGGAUUCUAUCCUCCUUUUUCUUCAAAUAUGCAGAUACAAUCUUGAAGAAAUAUUCAUCCACAGUAGCCACAAUAUUUACCGGCAUAGCAUCUGCAGCACUCUUUGGACAUGUGAUAACCAUGAACUUCCUUCUUGGGAUUUCCAUCGUUUUCAUUUCAAUGCACCAGUUCUUUUCACCCCUUGCCAAAGUGAAAGACGAGCAUCAACAGAACGGUAGCCUAGAAUUAAGCAAUGCAAAGGAUACACACAGGGCUGAUGAUUCAUUCAUCAACAUGGCCGCAGGAGCAAAUGAAGAGGCUACUCAACGUGGUGAAUCAGACGAUAGAACACCGCUUCUUCCCAGAUGAAAUGUUUCUUAAAAAUAGGAUUUUUGAACUCACAAGGAGUAUGUUCCAGGUUGCAUAGUGAAGCAAAUUUUGAUGAGACCAACUCUUUAGCCUCUCAAGAGUCGGUUUUAAGUUCGUGGAAGAACCUCUCAUGUCUAUAGAUGUAUUGUCUUAAGAUAGCUUGAGCAAACUUCGUUAAGUGAUACAUAACAUUUUGUAUUCUUUGUUUUUUUUGUGAAGGUAACUUUUCUGCU